Messenger RNA from Acipenser ruthenus (sterlet), 3027 nucleotides. Its product is annotated as tubulin polyglutamylase TTLL11-like. Gene Ontology annotation, molecular function: tubulin binding; tubulin-glutamic acid ligase activity. The transcript is spliced from 9 exons. Bases 561 to 2801 code for a protein of 746 amino acids. Gene Ontology annotation, biological process: protein polyglutamylation; microtubule cytoskeleton organization. Lineage: Eukaryota; Metazoa; Chordata; Actinopteri; Acipenseriformes; Acipenseridae. The record is from RefSeq and is a predicted model, not a curated record. Gene Ontology annotation, cellular component: cilium.
CCGCCCACUGGCCAUCUUAUGCUACUGUGUCUACUUUACAAUUCUGUGCCUUCGGGGCUUCCGUAAGGUUGCGUUGUCAACGGUAUCAAAACAAUGCUUUCUGAGUGAAACAGGAGAUUUGACAGGGUGCGGACAAGAGCUAAUCCCGAACAGCUGAAUUUCUAUAAAUAAAGUUGACAGUUAUUAUAUUUUAAAGCAAGCAAUUGGUAUUUGCAAAUAAAUACGUAUUUAAAUAAGCAAACAGCCUGAUACUAUAAUAGUGAAAAAACAGCAGCGGAGCUGUCGUAGUAGUACUACCAGUCGCAAUUGUAAAUAAGAGUUAUUUAGGUCGUGUUAUUGUUAAAUGCAAAAAAACAACGCUAUAGUAUUGAUUUGGAGCAAAAUAGCAAGUUUGUGGCUAAAAAAAUGCAUAACGUAACAAAGAAAGACAAUUACAAGUAGUUGAGUGAUGUCUAGGGACAAUUUAGUGGUGCGUGUUUAGUUUAAGAUUAUGUUUGUCCAAAAUAUUUCAAUAAGAAGAACUGUACGGUAUUUAGAGACAUCAUUUGUUUUUUUUAAGCAUGAGUGACCAUUAUGUGAAAGUCAAAGUACAGCUGGAAGAAAUACAAUUCCCCGGCGAAGAAACCGAAAAGGAUGUAGAAGUUGUGGCAGGACUGGAGUUGUCUGUGUCAUCAUCGUCAUCAUCAUCAUCAUCAUCAGCAGCAGCAACAUCUGUCGCCCAGGACGGAAAAAGCAGAGAUGAUAGCGGCAGGAAGUCUAUUAGCAAGACCAGGAGCAAAAGCAGGGGCAAACCGUUGGAUCCUGGGCGGAGAAGUAGAAGUAAAUCCGCGAAAGACGACACGCAGGGUGUAGCGUCUGUGAAUCUGCAAGAAAAGAUGGAGAACGCAGCUUGCACUGCCGAGCGGCUACAGAAUCCGAGCAGCAACGAGGCUGCGUUGGAAAUUAAAGGGAGCGGGAAGGUUUUGCAAGGGAAAGCCGAGCAAAGCAAAGGCCAACACGGGAAAGAAGAUGGGAGUAAAGUACAGAGAAAGAAGAGGUCGGUCACCGUGGACAGCUCCAAAGCGAAGACGUCGCUGGAAGCGUUAAAGACAAGCAUCAAACAGCUAAAGUGGAAAGAGUUUCCCGCGGGCCGUCGCCUGCCUUGUGACAUUUAUUGGCAUGGAGUGUCAUUUCAUGACAAUGAAAAUAUCUUCUCAGGUCAAGUCAACAAGUUCCCAGGCAUGAUGGAGAUGGUGCGUAAAAUAAAUCUGAGUCGAGCAGUGCGUACGAUGCAUGAGCUCUUUCCUGAAGAAUACAAUUUCUACCCCCGUUCCUGGAUCCUGCCAGAAGAAUUCCAGCUUUUUGCAGCUGAGGUACGCAUGGCGAAAGAGAAUGACUCCUCCUGGAAGCCUACUUUCAUUGUUAAACCUGACGGGGGAUCCCAGGGGGAUGGAAUCUACCUCAUUAAAGAUCCCAAUGAUUUCCGAAUGUUGGGAAGCGCCCACAACAAGCCUGCAGUAAUCCAGGAGUACAUCAUAAAGCCUCUGCUCAUAGACAAGCUCAAGUUUGACAUCCGACUGUACGUCUUGGUGAAGUCCCUGGAGCCUCUGGAGAUCUAUAUAGCCAAAGAGGGACUUUCUCGGUUUUGCACAGAGCACUAUCAGGAGCCUAGCCAAAAAAAUCUGCACCACGUUUUUAUGCACUUAACAAACUACUCUCUGAACGUCCAUAGCGGUAACUUCAUUCACUCUGACAGCAUGAACACAGGGAGUAAGAGAACUUUCUCCAGUAUUCUGUACAGGCUGUCUUCCAAAGGCAUUGACAUCAAGAAGGUGUGGUCAGACAUUAUUUCCCUGGUUAUCAAAACUGUUAUAGCACUGGCACCAGAGCUAAAAGUCUAUUAUCAGGCUGAUAUCCCAACUGGAAAGCCAGGACCAACAUGCUUCCAGAUAUUAGGGUUUGACAUCCUCUUAAUGAAGAACUUGAAGCCUGUAUUACUGGAAGUCAAUGCCAAUCCAAGCAUGAGAAUUGAACAUGAGCAAGAGGUUGCUCCAGGAGUGUUUGAGUAUGUCCCUAGUGCAGUUGAUGAAGAAGUGAAGGUGGGGGUCAUCAGAGACACCCUUCGACUGGUGGACCCAGCCCCAAGGAAAGCCACAAACAAUCAGUUACGUUUGGCCGGGAUUGCAUCAGAAAUGCAAGAAGACAUAUCGGAUGCUGGGUCCUCGGACAAGUCAGAGCAGGACAGUGGAGUGAAGGAGAACAAUCUGCCCUCCCUCUGUUUGAAGCAAGUGUUCCCAAAGUAUGCCAAGCAGUUCAACUACCUGCGCGUCAUUGAUCGGAUUGCAGAGCUGUUCGUGAGGUUCCUUGGAGUGAAAGGGACAAUGAGGCUUGGCCCUACUGGAUUUCGCACUUUCAUAAGGAACUGUAAGCUUUGUAACAGCAACCUGUCCAUGGCAUCUGUGGAUAUUCUGUAUAUUGACAUCACAAGGAGAUGGAACGGCAUGGGAGCAGAGCAACGGGAAUCUGGGAUGUGCUUGCAGGCCUUUGUGGAAGCCUUCUUCUACCUGGCCCAGCGGAGAUUCAAGUCCCUCCCUCUUCACGAGCAAGUGACGGCACUGGCUGAUCUGUGCGGAGCAGCAAAGCGGAGGGCAGCGUUAGCCGCCUGCCAGCCCGAAGGAAUUCAUUCAGUGCCGACUGCCCCAGCACCGCCUCAUCAUUUCAACUGCCCAGCAGCGGCCAGCAAAUCUGCAGAUUACAGGUUUCAUCGUCCCGUACUGCCCACAAUCAAAGGAAACUGCAUAGAAAACUCUGCCGUUAACUGAUCUAGGUUCAGACCUAGACGCCAGCAACAGCUGAAACAGGGUCUCCCAUUAAGGCUGCUGUUGACACUCAUGGCUGGGUUUUACAAUGAAUUCAUACUGGCAUCAGCAUUGGAUUGCGGCUAGGAUCAGCAGAAGCUGAUCAAGGAAUUGGUGGAUUUUUCUUUUUUUUUUUGUUACACACUGUUAUUUAUCUAUUGAAUUUCCAAAAUCCACACAAAAUGCAAGC